Messenger RNA from Tarenaya hassleriana, 2892 nucleotides. RefSeq names its product probable xyloglucan glycosyltransferase 5. Gene Ontology annotation, molecular function: glycosyltransferase activity. The record is from RefSeq and is a predicted model, not a curated record. The coding region runs from base 527 to 2572 and encodes 681 amino acids. Gene Ontology annotation, cellular component: Golgi apparatus. NCBI's taxonomy places the organism in Eukaryota, Viridiplantae, Streptophyta, Magnoliopsida, Brassicales, Cleomaceae. The transcript is spliced from 5 exons.
GUUAAAGCCAUCAAAGAAGCGGCUGCAGAGGAAACACUCACAUGAAGUGUAAGGGAUCUUACAACUUCCAGAUACCUUUCUUCUCGCUCUGCUUUGCUUGUCAUCUCUGUCUUUGUCCUCCUAAUGCCAAGUACCAACCCACCUCUCUCUCUCUCCGUAAGCGCUCAGUAUUAAUGACCCUUGAGCUGUGAAUGCUUCUUUGUCUUUUUUCCUGAAAUGGGUCUGUAGAUUUCCGGGUUUUGGGAUCUGGGUGUUGAAAUUUCCUUACAUGUUUUGUUCUAAUAAUGCACUAGAGUGCAUAAAGUUCAGUUCUUGCCCGAGGAUUACACGCUUGAAACGGCUCCAAAGCUUGGAUUUUUCUCCAUUACCCGCAAUUUUUCUGACAUGGGUUUUGCAUAAUCUUCCACUUUGGGAUUUUGGGUGUUGAGGGUUUCUAAGCUACAUUGAGAAAUUCAACUACUUCGCUGCUAUUUUUCUUGUCCCAAAUUCGAAUAGAGACCCGAGCAUAUAGUCGGAGAAGAGAGAGAUGGCUCCAAGGCUGGAUUUUUCAGAGUGGUGGGGGAAGGAAACGAGGAAAGGAACUCCAGUCGUGGUGAAAAUGGAGACUCCCAAUUACUCGGUGGUUGAAAUCGAUGAACCAGAUGCUGCGUUCCGACCAGUGGAGAAGAGCAGAGGCAAGAACGCGAAGCAAGUGACAUGGGUUUUGCUCCUCAAAGCCCACAGAGCCGUAGGUUGUCUCACUUGGUUCGCCACCGUCUUCUGGUCUCUCCUCGGUUCGAUCAAGAAGAGGCUCAGUUUCAAUCAGCCAAUGGCUUCUGAGAAACUGGGCAGAGACCGAUGGCUUUUCUCUGCCAUCAAGCUGUUCUUAGCUGCUUCACUGUUGAUUCUCGGGUUUGAAAUCAUUGCCUAUUUCAGUGGUUGGCAUUAUUUCAAGAACCCUAAUCUGCACAUUCCGGCUAGCGCCAUCGAGAUCCAGAGCUUGCUUCAUCUGGUAUAUGUUGGUUGGCUAAGCCUAAGGGCUGAUUAUAUCGCUCCCCCAAUCAAGGCUCUGUCCAAGUUUUGUAUUGUGCUCUUCCUUAUACAGUCAGUAGAUCGUUUGAUUCUUUGCUUAGGUUGUUUCUGGAUUAAGUAUAAGAAGAUUAAGCCGACAAUUGAAGGCGAACCUUGUCGGGAUUAUCCAAUGGUUCUGGUGCAGAUCCCAAUGUGCAACGAGAGAGAGGUAUACGAGCAAUCCAUCUCUGCAGUUUGCCAGCUCGAUUGGCCAAAGGACCAUAUGCUGAUUCAGGUUCUUGACGACUCGGAUGACGAAAGCAUCCAACAGUUAAUCAAGGCUGAAGUUGCUAAAUGGAGCCAAAAGGGUGUGAACAUAAUUUACCGGCAUCGCUUGGUUAGAACCGGAUAUAAAGCCGGGAACCUCAGUUCCGCAAUGUGCUGCGAUUAUGUGAAAGAAUACGAGUUUGUUGCGAUAUUCGACGCAGAUUUCCAGCCCAACUCCGAUUUCCUUAAGUCAACUGUUCCACAUUUCAAGGAUAACCCCGAGCUAGGGUUGGUUCAGGCAAGAUGGGCAUUUGUGAACAAGGACGAAAACUUGUUGACCCGUCUCCAGAACAUCAAUCUGUGUUUCCACUUCGAGGUUGAGCAACAGGUCAAUGGCGUUUUCUUGAACUUCUUUGGAUUCAAUGGAACUGCUGGAGUGUGGAGAAUCAAAGCCCUCGAGGAAUCUGGAGGUUGGCUUGAAAGAACCACUGUGGAGGAUAUGGAUAUAGCUGUUCGUGCACAUCUCCAUGGAUGGAAGUUCAUAUUUCUCAACGACGUCAAGGUUCUUUGCGAAGUUCCCGAGUCUUAUGAAGCAUAUAAGAAGCAGCAAUAUCGAUGGCAUUCCGGACCUAUGCAGCUUUUCCGUUUGUGUCUCGGGUCAAUUCUGACAUCUAAGAUAGCGAUAUGGAAGAAAGCAAAUCUGAUACUUAUCUUCUUCCUUCUAAGGAAACUCAUACUUCCCUUCUACUCCUUCACACUGUUCUGCAUAGUUCUUCCCCUCACCAUGUUUGUUCCGGAAGCCGAGCUCCCUGUGUGGGUCAUCUGCUACAUACCCGUUUUCAUGUCUUUUCUCAACAUCCUUCCUGCCCCGGGAUCUUUCCCUUUCAUUGUCCCUUACCUCUUGUUCGAGAACACGAUGUCAGUCACCAAGUUCAACGCGAUGGUGUCUGGAUUAUUCCAACUGGGCAGCUCUUAUGAGUGGAUUGUCACGAAAAAGGCCGGAAGAUCAUCAGAAUCAGAUCUUCUGGCUUUCACCGAGAGAGAAUCUAAGAAGAUACUCGACCAGAAAACCCGAAUUUCCCGUGGAGCUUCGGACAGUGAGCUCUUCGAGCUGAACCAAUGCGAGGUAUCGAAGAAACCCGUAAAAAAGACCAAUAAGAUAUACCGGAAAGAGCUCGGCUUGGCAUUUCUUCUGCUCAUUGCGGCCCUUAGAAGUCUCUUGGCGGCUCAGGGAGUUCAUUUCUAUUUUCUGUUGUUCCAAGGAAUCACGUUUCUCCUGGUGGGUCUCGACCUCAUUGGCGAGCAGAUGAGUUGAAAAAGCCAUUGGAUGCCGCUUCAGGCAAUGAAUGAUUCAGUAACUUCAGUUGAAUAAAUUGGUGAGUUUCCUAAAUUGUUCAGUAAUAACUUCCCUUUUGUGUGUGUGUGUUGGAUUUUGUACGAACCGUAGUGACUAGGGCAUUUAAUUGAACUUGCAUUUGUUUCUUCCUCCAUUGUUAUUGAUCCUUCGAGGUAGAUGCCGAGCCACACACACACAUAUAUAUGCAUAUAUAUAUACAUGUAUACAGUCUGUAAAGUUUGAACUUAUUGUGGAAGUAAGCUCUGAUAAAGAGCAGGCUGUCUCUAUUCUGAUUCAGA